Molecule: messenger RNA, 1020 nt
Organism: Suncus etruscus (white-toothed pygmy shrew)
Lineage: Eukaryota; Metazoa; Chordata; Mammalia; Eulipotyphla; Soricidae
Gene: FOXL1
Product: forkhead box L1
Exons: 1
Coding region: 1-1020 (339 amino acids)
Biological process (GO): regulation of transcription by RNA polymerase II; anatomical structure morphogenesis; cell differentiation
Molecular function (GO): DNA-binding transcription factor activity, RNA polymerase II-specific; RNA polymerase II cis-regulatory region sequence-specific DNA binding
Source: RefSeq, a predicted model, not a curated record
AUGAGCCACGUCUUCGCGCCUCGGCUGCCUUCGCUGGCCGCCGCCUCGCCUCUGCUCUAUCUGUACGGCCCCGAGAGGCCCGGCCUGCCGCUGGCCUUCGCGCCCGCAGCCGCGGCGUUGGCCACGUCGGGCCGCGCGGAGCCGCCGCAGAAGCCGCCCUACAGCUACAUCGCGCUCAUCGCCAUGGCCAUCCAGGACGCGCCCGAGCAACGGCUGACGCUCAGCGGCAUCUACCAGUUCAUCAUGGACCGCUUCCCCUUCUAUCACGACAACAAGCAGGGCUGGCAGAACAGCAUCCGCCACAACCUGUCGCUCAACGAGUGCUUCGUCAAGGUGCCGCGCGAGAAGGGACGGCCGGGCAAGGGCAGCUACUGGACGCUCGACCCGCGGUGUCUGGACAUGUUCGAGAAUGGCAACUACCGGCGCCGGAAGAGGAAGCCCAAGCCGGCCCCGGGGGCCCCCGAGGCCAAGCGCCCUCGCGCCACCGAGGCCAUGGAGCUCAGGGGCGCAGAAGCGCUGUCCCCCGCAGCGGGAGCACGGCGCAGUCCCGCCACCCCCGCUCUCCAAGGAGCUCCUGAGCCCAUCUCGCCUCUUCACUGGCCUGGGGCCCCUGCUCCAGUGCCCGGCGCCGACGACCACGCAUCCGCCGUGCUCCGCGCAGAGGCGGAGACUGGGGGCCAGCCGGCACGCACCACGACUAGACGGGGGUCCCCUCCGCUGCUCCCCGCCACCGGCGGCUCCCCUAAGAGCUCAGACAAGGCCAAGAGUUUCAGCAUAGACAGCAUCCUGGCCGGCGGGCAGGACCAGAGGCCGGUCGCCAGGGGCCCGCUCCUGGGGGCCACCAAGCCUGGGCCCAGCGGCAGCGGCUGCCUUCUGGCCACGUCGUCCAGCCUGCGGGCGCCUUUCAACGCUUCGCUGACGCUCGACCCUCACGUGCAGGGCGGCUUCUACCAGCUGGGAGUCCCCUUCCUCUCCUGCCUCCCGCUGCAGCUCCCAGACACGCUGCUCCACUUCCAGUAA